AUGGCAACAUUGCUGAAGUCAUCCUCCGAGGGUCUACGGGAAUAUGAUGCUGCUGACAACGAGCGCGAUCUGUUGAACGAGGCCAAGAAUAAUCUGGAACGGACAAUUUUCACAACUUUAAGCGAUAUUGAGAUCGCCUUCGACAAUCACACCACUGAGGCAGAAUUGGAGGCACUAAGCGCCACUAUCAAUAAGAUAUCUCAGUGGUACGAUGAGGAAGGACACUACGCUCCCCGAUCGGCGGUGGAAGAGCAUUUGACCAGGCUACAAGAGGUUGUGGAUCCCUAUAAGCGGCGAGUACAGGCCUUCACGGAGUUGCCAGCAGCCCUGACCAAGUUGGAGGAAUUGCUGACCUCUAAGGCGCAGGCCAUUAGCAUUGUCAUGAGCGCCAACAGCGCACAUGAAAUCCUCACUGCCUCGGAGUUCGUCCAAGCUCUCAACGAAUCCCUUGCGAAUGAGGGGGAGGAAAAGAAGGCAGGCCUUCCCAUCUACACUCAUGAGGAGGUUGAGGCUCUGAGAAAACUCAUUUCUGAAACUCAGACGUGGCUGACCGAGACCCGCUCACUGCUGGCAACUUGUGACCACAGGGCUGACCCUCCAGUGCGUUUGGCAACAGUGACGGAGCGCAUGGAGGUGCUGAAUGCUAAAUUGGACUAUUUUGGACAUAGAGGUGAGAAUUGGUUCACCACUUACAAGCGCCUCUUCGACAUCAAAAAGGUCCUCCUUCUUGAGGCUGCUCGCAAGGCUGAUGCUGUUGAUGAUACAACUGCAGGAAAUGAUACGGUUAUUGAAGCACCACAAACAGAGGAAGGUUCAUCACCUCCCGAAGAGCCUGAGACCGCUCCAGAGCCCGAGAGUUAG
This is a messenger RNA of Hydatigera taeniaeformis, 861 nucleotides long. Lineage: Eukaryota; Metazoa; Platyhelminthes; Cestoda; Cyclophyllidea; Taeniidae. The record is from the annotation of a GenBank genome assembly.